This is a messenger RNA of Chilo suppressalis (striped riceborer), 723 nucleotides long. Lineage: Eukaryota; Metazoa; Arthropoda; Insecta; Lepidoptera; Crambidae. The record is from the annotation of a GenBank genome assembly.
AUGAAGUUGGUCGUGAUCUUUUGGUUAUUUUUGGUGAGUUGCCAUGGCGAGUCAGUACGGCAGGCCAGAAAGUUCCCAGAUGACUUUUGGUUUGGGGCUGCUAUCGCCGCUUACCAAGUUGAGGGUAGAUCGAAUGCUAAUGGCAAAGGUGAAAACAGCUGGGAUUAUAUUACUCACAAUAAUCCGGAGUACACUAUAGACUUCGCUAAUGGAGACAUUGCUGCUGACACAUACAAUAACUACAAGAGAGAUGUGGAGAUGAUGGGAGAAUUAGGUCUCGAUGCCUACCGCUGUUCACUUUCUUGGUCGAGGAUACUUCCACAGGGAUUCACCAAUAAGGUUAACGAAGCUGGCAUCGCUUUCUAUAAUAAGGACAUCGAUGAAAUGCUAAAAUACAACAUUCAAACUUUAGUCACUCUGUACCAUUGGGAUCUACCACAACCUUUACAAGAGCUGGGUGGAUUUGCUAAUCCUUUAUUCUCGGAGUGGUUUGAAGAUUACGCAAGAGUGGCUUUCAAACGUUUGGGAGACAGAGUGAAAUUCUGGAUUACGUUUAACGAACCGAGGGAGAUAUGCUAUGAGGGUUACGGAGCUGAUACUAAAGCACCUGUCGUAAAUGCUACUGGCGUGGGCACAUAUAUUUGCUCCAAAAAUCUGCUCAUAGGCCAUGCUAAGGCAUAUCACGCAUACGCUAAUGAUUUUAAACCCACUCAAAAUGGGUAA